AUGUUCAGGUCGCUCUCGCAUCCUCAACGCAACCACUCCAUCUCACGGACAACUCCUGUCUUGGAUCUUGCUAUUCUGUCCGCUCUGCCGUCUGAGAUUUUGCGCUAUCCGGCCUCUGCUAUUGUUUUGCUGAAGUUGUGGUUUGCCUGGGUUAUUAUCCGCCACUGUAUUGUUGUAUUGUACUCCUCCCACCCAUCGUACAGAUCGGCUGGUCUGUCCACCUGGGAGGCGAAUAUCUCAUCCAGCUUCCCUGAACCUUGCCUCCUCCAGGCUUCAACUCCAGUACCUCCAGAUGAUCCGCUGAACACUUCGGGUCCUGGAGAUAAGUCACCAUUGAAGCCUUUUUCAUCCCCCGCCUUUCCUCCCUACGAAAUCGUGGAUCAUCAACCGGGCAUCGACAUUUCCACUACAGCGACGCGAGUGGCGUUGACAAGACCCUUUGUGGAGAGUAGUUUCCUGUUCUUCCUCUCCACUCUUUUCCGGCCGCCGUAA
This is a messenger RNA of Blastomyces gilchristii SLH14081, 492 nucleotides long. RefSeq lists its product as uncharacterized. Bases 1 to 492 code for a protein of 163 amino acids. NCBI's taxonomy places the organism in Eukaryota, Fungi, Ascomycota, Eurotiomycetes, Onygenales, Ajellomycetaceae. The record is from RefSeq and is a predicted model, not a curated record. The transcript has 2 exons.